Messenger RNA from Racocetra persica, 417 nucleotides. NCBI's taxonomy places the organism in Eukaryota, Fungi, Glomeromycota, Glomeromycetes, Diversisporales, Gigasporaceae. The record is from the annotation of a GenBank genome assembly.
AUAACCAUGAAGCAAAUUUACAAGAUUUGUUUGACUGUUUUGAUCAGUUUGUAGAAAGUUUAAAAAACAAAUAUACAAUUCUUAAUAAACUUCCUACUGAUUCUUAUCCAAUUAAAUAUGAUAUUAAAUGGGGUAAACCUGUUGAUGGAGAAGAAUAUUAUGAUGAUAUUGGAACCUUAAAACUAUCUGAUAAAGUUUGUACUUGGAUUGCAGAAAGACUUAGAGACGGUUUAAAUAUUAAAGGUAUAAAUCAAAUUUUUAAAAAAAAAUCACAGGAAAUGGAUAAUAUCUGGACUAAUCGUAAUCAAGAAACUGCAGUACUUAUUAAAGAUUUUCUUGUAAUACAAGAUGACAUUUAUAAUAUAUGGAAAGAUGUUGCAUUAGAAGAACAAAUUAAACAUAAAUCAGAACAACAAA